AUUACUGUCCGUUACUUUAUGCUGUGGGAAAUGCAGAGUAUACGACGUGCAAUACCCAUAUUCUUAGAGACAUGUUAAAUUACCAGAUAGCCCGCAUGUUGUUGAUGCUGUCGUCGAACAGGUUUAAUAUGUGUAUGUCAAGUUCAUUUGAAAUCAUGAUUUGCUUAUUCAUUUGUUGUUCAUAUAGGCAUGGUUUUGGAUCAUCUAAUAUGACAGCUCCUCCUUCUUUGAAUUUAUUGGCAGAAAUUAGAUUGAUUAAAUGGUUAUAUUGUGGAAUUGAU
Gryllus bimaculatus (two-spotted cricket) is the source of this 281-nucleotide messenger RNA. Lineage: Eukaryota; Metazoa; Arthropoda; Insecta; Orthoptera; Gryllidae. The record is from the annotation of a GenBank genome assembly.